Carassius carassius (crucian carp) is the source of this 1687-nucleotide messenger RNA. RefSeq names its product protein prune homolog 2-like. The coding region runs from base 214 to 1179 and encodes 321 amino acids. The record is from RefSeq and is a predicted model, not a curated record. Gene Ontology annotation, cellular component: cytoplasm. Gene Ontology annotation, biological process: apoptotic process. NCBI's taxonomy places the organism in Eukaryota, Metazoa, Chordata, Actinopteri, Cypriniformes, Cyprinidae. The transcript is spliced from 11 exons.
UUGUAUCUCAAGCUCAGGGCGGAGAGAACAGCCUCACAGCCUUAUUUGUUGCUAGACAGGGUCACAUGACCACAAAAUGGUGGAGGCUCUCGGCAGUGGGUGAGCUGAGCAUCUCUGACGCUGAGAGACACAGGCACACAUCCAUGAUCUGAAACCCAGGGCAGGAAACAGAACUGUGCCUCAGCCGUGUGUUCCCUUUCUGGCGAUGAGGGGAUGGACCAGACUCAUGAACAAAAGAUGAGUUUUGAGGGGGCAGAAGGUAGACCAGCUCCACCCACCUCCCUGCCCCUGCAGGGCCAAGGGGGCAUGGCCUCUCAGAGAAAGAAGCUAUCGGCUCCUCGUAUAAGUCUAUCAUUGGACCAAAGUGAGGAUGACCUGUUUGAAACACCAGAUGACCUCGACAUCAAUGUGGAUGAUCUGGACACACCUGAUGAAGCAGAUUAUACUGACCAUGAAAUAGACUGGGAAGAGCCUCAAGCAUCUCAGAGGGAUUCUGUUAAAGAAACAGUUGAGCCCAUUCCCACAUACAGUGCUCAGGAGGAGCGGCAGGAUUCCAAACUCUGGAGAACCGUCGUCAUUGGAGAGCAAGAGCACCGCAUCAGCAUGAAGAGCAUUGAACCUUACCAAAAAGUCAUAUCCCAUGGAGGGAACUAUGGCAAUGGCACAAAUGCCAUCAUUGUAUUUGCUGCAUGCUUCCUCCCUGACAGUGACAGAGAGGACUAUCACGAGAUCAUGGAGAACCUCUUCUUAUAUGUUAUCAGUACACUAGAGCUCAUGGUAGCAGAAGAUUACAUGAUUGUGUACUUGAAUGGAGCCACUCCACACCGGAGGACGCCUGGCUUCAACUGGCUCAAGAGAUGCUACCAGAUGAUUGAUAGGAGGCUCAGAAAGAACUUAAAAUCUUUCAUCAUUGUUCACCCAUCAUGGUUCAUUAAGGCAAUUUUAGCCAUCACGAAACCGUUUAUCAGCUCAAAGUUCAGCAGUAAGAUCAAGUAUGUGAACAGCUUAGCAGAACUGGAGCAGCACAUCCCAAUGGAGUACGUCCACAUACCUGAGUGCAUCAUCAGACUGGAUGAGGAGUUACGGGAAGCAGCAGAGAGCUCUAGAAUCAGCAGCUUUCUCCAAGGAAGUGAGAAUCCACAAGAAUCGAUAGCUCAACCCAAUGCAAGCAGUUCAUAAGAGCCAUCGGCUAUGGGUGCAAGAACAAAAUGUCUGUAAAGGUGUUGAGUAUUUCAAAUUGUAAUGAUUGCACACUGAUAUGGAUGCAAUAAUUGCAUAAUAUAAGAGAAAGUGUAUUUUUGUGCUUUGGUAUAUCACAGUGCUGGGAUGAAAAGUGCAGCACCACAUGUUCUUUAAGUCAAAUCACCUCAAAUGUAAUAAUUCUUCUCACAGAACGGUAGCUUAAACCAGCGCAAUGCUAGGAUCAUUCUUUGUCUCUUAUCGUCUUGCAAAAGUUUCUCGCAUUACUUGAAUUAUGCAUGAGAAGGAUUUUAGCAAUAAUAUAAUGUACUUUAAUGUUUCCCCUUUAGACUCAUAAUUUUCACCAUCAGGAUUUUUUUCUAAUUGGAGCAUGCAUAAAGGGUAAAUCCUGUCACUUCAGCUGCUCUGUAUUGAUAUUAGUGCAUGCAAAGUUAUUCUCAAUGCACAGCACCCUGUAUGCACUAAUGCCAAUUAUCUACCCUCUCAU